GCUCUGGAGUUCCUCCUGGCCCUUGCAUCUCUACUGUCAGCACAUGGCCAGGAAGAACAUUUCAGCAUCCAAAUAGUGCCCCAGGGAACAGAAGGGUGCCAAAGGCCCCCAUGGGACUCCAGACUGCAACUGGUACCAGACCAGGAGAACUAUGUAAAGAAUGAAGAAGUGAUGCUGAGCUGCCCUGAUGGUUUCCAGCCGUCCUUCACCCAUGUCAAAUGUUCGAGUGAAGUCCAGUCCUUCUCUCGUGGGAAACCUGUGUACAAGGAAGUCUGGAUUGGAAGAAACUCCAGAGGUGUCUGGGUCCGCAUUCGGUCCAGCGUGGAGUGCAGUGAAAUCCUCAAGGUUGACCCUGAGACCUUUGAGAUUUCCAGCAGCAGCAUCAAACUGAAGUGGACCUGCAGGUUCCCUGAUGCCUGCCAGGGCAUGAGGGCCAUGUGCCGGCUGGCAGCGCCUUCCUCCCCUCCCUGUGAGGCUAAGGAGGUGAAAGGAGAGCAGAUGUUACAUGGCCAGGAGGGAGCAUUCACCUGCUCCCCUUUGCAGCCCUUCACUGAGUACCGUGUCACCAUCGACUUGCCCCCCAACACAACCCUUUUCUCAUGGUUGUUCAUGACAGAGCAAACAGUGCCGGACAAACCGGAGCAACUGUGGCUGGAUCCUGACAGGGGCUCUCUCAGGUGGAACUCGCUGCCCUCCUGCAACGGGGAGAUCAUCGGAUACCAGCUGAGCAUCACAGCCAGGAACGCAGCGGACAGCAGCGUGCUGGAGACGGAGCGGCUGCGGCUCAAUGGCUCCGUCACUGAGCUGCGGCUGCCGGAGCACAGCCCUGGCAGCAGCUACGCCGUGACCAUCCAGGGACUGACGGCUGCCGGAGCCGGGGCUGCGCUGGCCAAGGAGUUCCACAGCAGCAGCAGCAGCAGCAGCUCCGACACCCCGGGGCCCCAGGGCAUCAGCUGCCGCAGCGCCCGCGACAUCGCCCCAUGGCAAGGCACGGCCGUGCUCGCCCUGAGCCCCAUCGCCCGCGGCUCCGGAGCAGCCAGGGAGCACCAGCUGCUCGUGGCCCCGACGCACAACGGCUCGGUGAUCGAGGGCAUGUGCUCGGGGCAGCCGCAGCUCCUCAACGCCAGCGUCUACGUGGCCGCUGUUCUCAACCUCAGCGCCCCCACGGACUUCGUGCUGGGCGACGGCAGCCGCGGGCAGGGCGAGCACAACGCUGCGCUCCGCCCGGGCUGCGGCUACACGGCCCUGCUGCGCCUCGCCCGCCGCUCGCCGCAGGCAGAGAAGUUCACCUGUGUCUGCUACAGCUUCUCUCUUGUUGCAGGGCAGACUGCAGGCCAGUGGCAUGGCAUUGUGAUUGGACUGGUUGUGCUGUUGGCAGUCCUCCUUCUGACUGCAGUCAUCCUGUGGUUUGUGCUCUCCAGGAAAAGGAAGUAUUUGCCCAACAAAACUCAGGAGGAUAAUGAAAAAGGUAAAGGUGGCUAGGCUGGAGAUCAGUCACUUCAGCCCCAGCCAGGACCAUGGAGACAUCCGGAGCAGUGUGGACAUGGGGAAAAUGGGAAGGAUGACCCUGGCUCAGUCCUGAUGGUUGCCAUGUCCCCUGGCUCUCCUGUGACUGUGACCAGCCUGGGGGACCCAUGCAAUUCAUCCAAUUCAUUGCAAGAGGAAAACACAAGGCCAAGGAGGGUUGAGCUUUUUCAUACCUCAGCCCUUUCACUUUCACGUUUUCUUACUGCUUUUGUAAGGCCUUUGAAUCUGGCUUUCUGUAAUCAUUUUUUCCUGGGCUUUAUUUUCAUUUUUGCUUUCCUGGAAGCAGGACUUGUAUGUAGGAUUUCUCAGUCUCAGACCCACACAGCUCAGUUGAUGGCAUUCUCCUCCUGUCCUCUUGGUCCCCAACCCUUCUGCCCUCUCUGUUGAUAUUCAGCCAAACCCAGG
Molecule: messenger RNA, 1932 nt
Organism: Oenanthe melanoleuca
Lineage: Eukaryota; Metazoa; Chordata; Aves; Passeriformes; Muscicapidae
Exons: 11
Molecular function (GO): protein binding
Source: RefSeq, a predicted model, not a curated record